Molecule: messenger RNA, 522 nt
Organism: Symbiodinium necroappetens
Lineage: Eukaryota; Dinophyceae; Suessiales; Symbiodiniaceae
Source: the annotation of a GenBank genome assembly
GAGACCUACGCAAAGUGCAGGGCAGAUAUCCGAGCGCGGCAGCCGCCUCCGAUGGACUUGAAACCGGAGACCUACGAGGAGCUGCCGUACUCGGCGCUGAGCACAUUGGACAAGACCGUGAACGAGGUGUGGCUAUUUCAUGGAACCAGUGAGGAAGCUGCGCGGGCCAUUUGCUCCAGCCACUUCCGGCUGCCCGAACGCGCUUCUCAUGGUUCUCUCUUCGGCAAGGGGGUGUACUUUGCAGAUCGGGCCAUCAAAAGCCACGAGUACACUGUCAAGAACAAGAGCGGUUGCCGAGUCAUCAUGUUGUGCCGGGUUGUUCUCGGGCAAAUCCUGGAGCUUCCAAGAAAGGACCCGAAAGCGCACGAACGUGUGAUUGGGACUGACUUCACUUCGGUGAUGGGUUGCGCGGACGGCGCAAACAGGGAGUUCAUUGUCUUUGACGUAUCACAGGUCUAUCCUGAGUACGUGAUGUUCUACUGCGCUGAAGGGGGCGAGCCUCCAGACUGUGCUAUCCAAUGA